Molecule: messenger RNA, 1584 nt
Organism: Amphibalanus amphitrite
Lineage: Eukaryota; Metazoa; Arthropoda; Thecostraca; Balanomorpha; Balanidae
Product: procathepsin L-like
Exons: 2
Coding region: 287-1324 (345 amino acids)
Biological process (GO): immune response
Cellular component (GO): lysosome
Molecular function (GO): cysteine-type endopeptidase activity
Source: RefSeq, a predicted model, not a curated record
CGCUGGGUGGGACAGACGGCGAGUCCCGCGGCACAGUCUACCUCCCGGGGUGACCCCGGCCCGGUGGGGUCGCCGCGCAUGCGUAAAUCGAUCCGCCGCUUCGGUCAGCCAAUGGGAGACCGCCGCCUGACCUGACCUUGCUGGAGGACAGCUGGAUCAGCGUCUGCGAGCGUGCCGGUGGAGGCGCCGGCGUUCACUGUGUGUUCGGACGACCUGGCGGCCGCACCGGUCCUGGAUAUCAACUGUUUGUGCAUAUCUAAGAGUAAAAGGUCCAUCAGAGCUCAAAAUGCAUUGGCUAUUUCUAAUGUCGCUUGUUCCGUUGGCGAGUGCCGUUAGCCUAUUUACGUUAGAUAACGACCUAGGCAGCGAGGAGAUGUUUAGCGAGUGGCACGACUUCAAGCAGGCCCACGACAAGAAGUACGAGACCGAGGAGGAGGAGGACCUCCGCUUCUACAUCUUCCAGGCCAACAAGCGUCUGGUGAACUCCCACAACGAGGCCUUCCAACGCGGCGAGCACGGCUUCAGCCUGGAGCUGAACCAGUUUGCCGACCUGCUCCCCGCUGAGUUCGCGGCGCAGCGGCUCGGGUUCGAUGGCCGCCACCCGGCGCCGGAGACGGCCGGCACGGCGGCCACCUUCCUCCGACUGCCCGCCGAGAUCGAGCUGCCGGCCGCCGUCGACUGGCGCACAGUCGGCGCCGUCUCAGCCGUCCAGGACCAGGGCCGCUGCGGCUCGUGCUGGGCCUUCUCCGCCAACGGCGCGCUCGAGGGACAGCACUUCCGCAAGACGGGUCGGCUGGUGAACCUGAGCGAGCAGAACCUGAUCGACUGCGCCGGCCCGUACGGCGCCUACGGCUGCCAGGGCGGCCGAAUGCGCGCCGCCUUCGCCUACGUGCACGCGCAGGGCGGCGUGGACACGGAGGCCGCCUACCCGUACGAGGCGGACGACGACAACGCGUGCCGGUACAGCGCCGCCGCCGGCGCGGUGGGCGCCACGGACGUCGGCUCGGUGGCGCUGCCGAGCGGCGACGAGCAGGCGCUGAGGGAGGCGGUGGCCGUGUACGGACCCGUCUCCGUCGCCGUCGACGCCAGCCGGCCGACGUUCCAGUUCUACGGCGGGGGCGUGUACGACGACCCGGCGUGCUCCGCGGCGCGCCUCAACCACGCCGUGCUGGCCGUCGGCUACGGCACCGACGAGCACGGCCGCGACUUCUGGCUCGUCAAGAACAGCUGGUCCGACCGGUGGGGAGAGCACGGCUACGUGCGCAUCGCGCGCAACCACAACGCCUGCGGCGUGGCCAACAACGCCAUCUUUCCGCUUGUCUGAGGCCGGCACGGCACGGGCGCCUCCGCCCUCGCGUGCGUCUGAGACCGGCACGGCACGGGCGCCUCCGGCCGCGCGUACCUCGUGAACGCUGCGCAUGUGGUGCCGUUUGAAUGUAGCUGAGAGAUAAGUCUGUGGUCAUGUUUUGACUUUAAACGUGCGGUAAUUCACUUGUUACAAUUCAUAUUGUCACGUCCAAUGCUCAUGCAAUGUCAAUAAUUGCAUUUCUUAAUUUCGAAUAAUAAACAGAGUCGUAACCCAGA